UCUAUAAAAUAAAGUUUCACAAAAAUAAAUCUCAUCUCCAUCUUACAAUAAUUUGUUUAACCAGCUAGUAAUUUUAGUGCAGACAAGUGAGGGUGACAAUUUGAAUCGUGUAGUCGCGCACUAACUUUGGCCCUUCUCUUUCAGGACACCAACAUGAGGGUGAAAGGCGUUUUUAUCCGUGCAGUGGUCCCAGACUCUCCUGCAGCCCGCUGUGAGAAGCUGCUGCCAGGAGACCGGAUCCUGGCUGUUAAUGGAGUCAGUCUGCUCGGAAUGGACUACCAGAGUGGAAAGGAGCUGAUCCAGUCAUCAGGUGAUAGACUGAGGUUACUGGUGGCCAGAUCUGAAUGGAUGUCUAAGGCUAUAAAGGCUGAUUGCUGACAGCGUCUUUUCACAGAGACAUUAAAUGCACCACUUGAAGAAGAGUAGAAGAUCUCGUUGACAUUCAGUCAUCUCUGCUGUCAGUUGCUUUCUGGACCGAGCCUGGCUCUAUUCAAGCCUUCAUGUUGAGCAGGAUGAUAGAACUCUUAAACCAGAUGCAGAAGGAUACUUAUCCAUUGCUUGACAUCCACCAAUCACAAAGUCUUCCAUAUAGUCACACUGAAAGUCGCUGCUAGAAGAACUACAGGUGAGGGGCAGCUUGAACAUCAUUUGGAAGGAAAUCUCAGCACGUGAGAGACCUGGACAAACAAGAAGGUGCUGUUACCUGAAUGUCAACUCGCCUGCUACAGACUGGUUCCCCUUUUUACUUCUAAUAACACUAUCUCAGCAUGACCCCAUUGUAAAGUUCAUUAGAUAUACUAGUCUGCUGUUAACAUGAGAUCACUGCAACACGGCCAUUCAACAUUUGUCUGUGCAAAAACAACAAUAACUAACUGAUGUGUCAUUUGUUUGCCAAUCUUUGCAUAAACUGAUGGGAUACGGGAUGAAUGUUGUUGAUAAAAGCAGUUUUGAAUUGAAUAUUGUCACAUUUAUUUAAUGUCAUUCAUCCAUAACCAGAUCUUUUCAUGAGCUCUUAUUAUCGCAGGUUCACAGUCACAGCGAUACCAACAUGUUUUUCUUUAAGCUAUCAGGUUCAGUUUUGA
Labrus bergylta (ballan wrasse) is the source of this 1082-nucleotide messenger RNA. Lineage: Eukaryota; Metazoa; Chordata; Actinopteri; Labriformes; Labridae. The record is from RefSeq and is a predicted model, not a curated record.